AACCACAGUUUUUCUUGACUGAUUUUUUGCUGUUUUUGAUGGACGACUGUUGAUCGACCAGAACAUUUUGAAUUGAAUUUAUUCUUGUUAAAAUAAUUUCUGAAUAAAUAAUGGGCAUUGUGCGGUUAGUACAUUCACUCAGGAAUAGAAAGGACACGCUGUCACGGUUCGUCAUCAAGUCCACCCUUGUAGGCGGUGUCGUUUACUACAGCGUUCACCAAGGUCUGUGGUCCAAAUCUGAGGACAGCGUGCAGUUAUAUGGGAGGAUCUAUAAUAAUAUCGCACCUUACGUUAAGGACAAUAUCCCUAAGGAAGUCAUCAAUGAACUACCACCGUUGCCAAGUACCAGUGACAUCUCCAAUUCUCUCAAAUCAUCAUGGAAUAAGGGAGUCAUAGCGAGCAUGAAAUUCCUGUCUGAGACUCCAACUCAUGUGACCACUGGUGUGCAGAAUAUUUCAGAAAUUAUACGAGGUUACAUAGAACAACAAAGCGUAUCUGAGAAAAGUCAAUAGCGUUUUCUAAUCCUAUAUUGUGGAUUUUAGGAGAAUUAUAUUUAACAUUAUUGAAUAUCAUUGAACUGUUAGCUUUACUGCUAUGUUAAUUUAUACAUCUAUACAGUAUACACUAUU
Molecule: messenger RNA, 629 nt
Organism: Trachymyrmex cornetzi
Lineage: Eukaryota; Metazoa; Arthropoda; Insecta; Hymenoptera; Formicidae
Product: MICOS complex subunit MIC13
Exons: 3
Coding region: 111-512 (133 amino acids)
Biological process (GO): cristae formation
Cellular component (GO): MICOS complex; mitochondrial crista junction
Source: RefSeq, a predicted model, not a curated record